UUUUGGUAGUUCCGGUGGUGAUUCCAGGACGCGAAAUCGAACGCGGCCGCAGCCAGAACACGGACGAGGAUUCCUUCGUGAGCCAAAGCGGCAGCAGCGGAACGCCUUCGAAGGUGGCUGGUGCGGGUGCAGGACGAGGUCGGAGAGUUUAGGGGACGCCGUUGAUGCGGUUGCCGAAGAUCACAGGUCGAGAUGUGGAUUUGCACCGAUUGUUUUCGAUGGUGGUGACCCGGGGUGGUUGGUUGAAGGUCAAUUCCCGCAAGAACUGGGACGAGAUUAUCGAGGAGAUGGCGCUGCAGAAGAGGAAGAGAUUGACAACGAGAAGCGGCAUAAUUGAAGGUAGUCAGCAGCGCUAUGUUCCGGAAGUGAUGAGGGGACAGUGUGGAAUGUCCUGCGAGUUGUAUAAGUAUCCCGAGUACGAUGAGCUGAUUUUGUCGUUGUUGACAAACGAGCAAGACAUCUCGAUCAACGUUUGCAUGCUGAUGGCCAACGAGAGCAAACAAACGCUAAAGGUGGAUUGAUGUCCGAAGCUGAUUACGGUUCUGUUGGCGCACGGCACCGGAGUUUUCAACCAUU
Molecule: messenger RNA, 576 nt
Organism: Culex quinquefasciatus (southern house mosquito)
Lineage: Eukaryota; Metazoa; Arthropoda; Insecta; Diptera; Culicidae
Product: AT-rich interactive domain-containing protein 2-like
Exons: 2
Coding region: 165-521 (118 amino acids)
Cellular component (GO): SWI/SNF superfamily-type complex
Molecular function (GO): DNA binding
Source: RefSeq, a predicted model, not a curated record